AUGGCCGAGAAUGGAUCGAAGCAGAAGAACUCCAAUCAUGUCAAGAACCGACGCGAUGUGAACAAGGAAAUUCGGACGAAACUGGCCACCCUUAACAGAACCCUUCUAUCUAAUAGCAAAGAGAAGAUACGAAGAAUUAGUAGCGCAACCAAAAUUGGAAACCAGAAAUGGAAGUCACUAGAUACCACGCAGAAGGAAAAGAAAGCACCCAGGACGGCGGCAUCAACUGGCUCGCGACAACCUCGGAAGAAGGAAUCGAUCCAGAAAACCCAAGAAUCAGUCAGAGCGAGGAAGCCUGCAGCCAGCAAACCUAAACCAGAACCCGCUAAAGUUGAAGAUGAUAAAACGCAAAUAAUCAACGGAGAUGAUAGUCUCGAGAUGUCACUUACCUCAUCGACUAGGCAGGCAGAGGUGAAAAGCUCGCAAACAGCACGAAAGGUAUCUGCUAAGAAGCAGGCUGAAAAGGGCGCCAAAAAUACUAAGCCUUACACCGACAGACAGCUUAAAAACAAAGUGGAAAAGCUACACAAGUAUGUUUCGUCACCCUUUCUUUUGUUAGAAUAA
Cooperia oncophora is the source of this 564-nucleotide messenger RNA. Lineage: Eukaryota; Metazoa; Nematoda; Chromadorea; Rhabditida; Trichostrongylidae. The record is from the annotation of a GenBank genome assembly.